UUUGUUUCAGUAUGACUUUCGGUCGCCUCGUGCCUCGUUCUCAGCCUCCAUCAUGACCUCGGAAAACUUUUAGAUAGACAGAAUAGUAAAAAUGCCUCGCAAAUGACUCCAAAUCUGCCUAAAGAGGUCAUGUGUAACAUGAACAACGUCGCGAUCCCCCGGCCACCAGCAUUACCUACAGGCCCAUUGGUGCCCACCUAUGGGCUGAAACCUCCUCCUAAAUCGCCUGGAAAAAGCGCCGAAAACCAAGGAAACGGACAUGGGAGCGUUAAGAGCAAAACGAGUCAUACGUCAGAAGGAUUUCGUUUAGUAGAUAUUAGCGUUCAAAACAACGAUGAUACUGGCAGCGUAUAUUCCAUUUAUAAGCAAAAAAUCGACUCCAUGUUCGAAUCCGACUCCAGCAGUACAAAAAAUAGCGUCCAGGCCAAAAUUGAAAAAAUGUUCAACGACGUUGCCGAAGACAAUGGUAUAACUAUUGAUGGAUUUGGAACUCACACUUUUUCUGUAGACUAUUUGGGAUCUAUUCCUCUAAACGAGAAAGUAACUAGUUUAUCAGGAUUACAAAAUCCUCUAAGAGACCUGUAUUUUUCUUACAAGAAAAUCAUCAGGACGAAAAAAGUUUUAACAGGUCGAUUAGAGAUUUCUGGUAGCGGUUUGAAGGUCCAAUAUCAAGGAGAGAAAGGCGACCUUGAACAACUCAACUCCUUCCCGACAAUAGCUGUCUGGAGCGCCGUGAAGUUUGUCAUCCACGACGACCGUCCACGGCCCACUUGUGCUUUUUUACCUCUAAUCACCGAUCCAGAUAACGUGGACAAAAGGUCCUUGUUUCGGCCUCUCGACGAUAACGAGAGGAAAUUUAUCACCGCCGAGGCACAUUCACCAUUGUUCGCGGUAGUCAUGAGGAAAAUCGGAGUGCAGAAACAGUUGGAAUGCCACGGGUUUGUUUGUCAAACUUCCGAAGAUGCCAUAGUUAUUGCAGCGACGCUGUACAAAUCACUCGUAGCCCAUAUGAAAGCUAAAGAAAGAAAACCAAGAAACAAGAACGGCGUUACCACCUGUAUGUCAGUAACUUCUAGUUUAAAUAAGGAAAGAUCUGGCAACUCCAUGCCCGUACGACCACCCAGGAAAAAAAGAAGUACAACGUCAUCUAUCGCCAGCGAAAGUGACAUGAUAAGUAUAUCAGACACCAAACCUCUUUUAAACUCUCAAAGGCUUCCAAAGAAGAGCAUCAAAUCCAAGAGAGCCCCUAAAGCACCGGAUCCAAAACCAGAAGAUCUGAAUGCGAUUGAAGCGUACGAAGAGCCUAUCAGGUCAGAAAUGAACAGCAUCAGCAACAAUCAAAUCAGUAGGACACAGUCGCAAAGUACCAGCGAUUCAGGCAGGGAGGAAGUGAAAGAAUUUAAACCAAAAACAUUUACUGAUAAAUUAAACACGUACAUGACCAGGGAACAAAAACAAUUAGCUGCAGAGAUAAAACAGGUGAUGAACGAUGGAGGUACAAAAUGCCUAAAGAAAGUGGUAAGAAAAAACGAAGACACACUAAGGAAAGCUGACAAUUCUGGGGAUAUCUUGACUAAAGUGACCAUUCCGAGAUCUGGGAGCUUUCUGAAUGCUGGAGGCUUAACUCGAUAUAAAAAUAAAGGUUGCAGAAGCAACGACCAAGGUAGCGGUGGAUCACCGCUCGGUUUUAAAGAAAUCUUCAACGAACUGUCUCUCCAAGAAGGCCUCCAUUCUCUUGACGACAUCCUAAGCGUCAUCAUCGAUCCGGAAGGAAUGUCCUUUAAUGAUCUCAAACCCAUUUACAAAGAAUUCCUGUUGAAAUUAUCGGUAACGCUCACGAAAGAUGAGCUUUAUCAAAGAUCAAAGAGCAUAAUGAGGCGACAAAAGAAGAAACUGCUGAGAAAGAUGCCGCAGCAAAAGCGCAGGAUAAAAGUUGGCGGGAAAUUUCGACGAUUGAAGCAUAUAUUCCAGAGGAAUUUGAAGAUGAAGCUUGUUAAAAGAUCAAAACAACUACCGGUACAAGAACCCACAAAAACACCUCCCCAGACCGAUUCUAAACUUCCAGAAUCUUCAAUAUCAACAUCGUCAUACGAUACUAGGCAAUUCAGACCCAAAGAAGGAUCAACUUCGAACAAGAAGCAGAGCUACAGGAAAAAAUCCAGAAGAGAUAGAGCCAGUACAAGUGAAGAAAGCGACUUUUUUUCCUUGAAAAAAAGCAGAGCGAAAGCACAAGGGUUCAGCUUGCUUCACAACCAGAACAGAAAUUCUUCUUCUGGAUACGUUUCUUGCUCUGAAUGCUCGUACGAUUCGGACACCUGUACCUGCGUAUCAGCUGAUAAGUGUUACUGUUCGUUGGGUCAAAAGAACUUAUCCAGAAGACAAAGAUGUCAUAGUUUAUCCUGCCAACGAGACAACACUUGCGUUUGUAACCAAGAUACCCCCACCUCCGUAGUCUACUGUGAAUGCGAUACAGACUCCUGUGCAGAAAGCAACAAGUGUUACUGUCCAACAGGAGGUUUUAGCAACUCGGUAAUGGAGAAGCUGGAGCAGAAGGGUUUCCGCUUUGAAUCCGAUCACCACAGACACAAGAAGCUUUGCAAAAAGAACUCCAAUACUAAAAGUACGAAAAGUUUGGAGUAUAUUUUGAAUCCGCCUGAAACAUACUAUGAAAAGUUAAAGAGUAAACAUAAGUUCGGCACUCAGAGUUCCAUGCCUAUUUUGGGCAGAGGAUUCGGUGGUAAUGAUUAUGAAAAGUUUUCUUUGUUGAAUGGUAGUUUGCAGAAUUUGAACAGUAGGAUGUUGUACGGCAACGAAAUUGGAUCGUGCCAGCCUGUUACUGUUAAGAGCUAUGGAUCUACGAAUAGUCAAAGAUCAGGAGGAAGAACUACAGCCAUCUCAUCGGGAGUCUGCUCCGAAGCGUUAGCUGUCAAAAAGUCAGCGGAAAUAGCAGCCCUUUUCACCGACAUGAAACUCAGUCAAACGACCGACAUAGCCCAUCUCAACCCCAACAAUUUCGAUAUAGUUUCUUCUAAAAACAACUACAACAAACAUUACUCUAAUCCGAAAUACUCGAAAUCUCAAAAAUGCGCUCAAAAUAAAUCCUACACUCAUUACACGCAAUUGCAGAAAAACAACAGCGCGCUAUAUUCCAUGAAACUUCCGAUAAAUACCGUCAAAAGUGGUAUGAACUCAAUCAGAAGUGGGAUAAACUCUGCCAGAAACGCCAACAAUCAUCACGGCAGUAAAAACGGGAAAACCAACAUGUACAGUGCUAAAAAUGGUUUAUACACCAUCCAAAGUCAGUCUGAUGAGUCAAGAAGGUCGAGCUCGUGUGAAGGGGGAAGGCUGGAGUCACGAGAAUACUUCGAAUUAAAGCAGGAAGUUAAAAAGAGUAUGAGGAACGUUAGCAGUAAUAUUGAGAAUUCCUUAGGAUAUUUACCGUGACAGUUUUAGAAAGAAAAAACAAAAAAUAGCAAGUCGGAAUGUUUAAAAUUGCCACUCUUAUACUUUUGAUUAUUUAUUUUCACUGUGUCCUCUUUCCCAGAGAUUCAGUAUAAUUAUUUUUAUUAAAUAAAUAAAAAAAUUAAAAGAAUAGAUGAAUUGAGAAAAUGUUUCAUUGACUUGACACAACGAUUUAAAGCAGCAGUUCAUUUGAAUGUUAAUAAUAUUUAACUUUGCAUAUUUACUUUCGGCAUCCGAAAAUCUAAAAUCAAAACGAAAUUCAUCAAAAUGUGAUUUUUACCUCUGGUGUUUGUUCUCUUACUGGAAAAUUGUCGGAUUAUACCACAUUUUCUUGAAAUUUUUACGGCUUCGUCUUUAAUUUCUGAAUAUUUAUUUCUAGUUUCGUUUAAGGUCGCUUCCUUUUUUUGCAUUGCUUUUGAUACGGUAUUACUCUUUUAUUCAAGAAAAAUUAACAAAAACAUAAUAUCAAAUCUCUCAAUAUUUUUUAUGAUUUUUGUUUCAUCCCUUUAGUCCAAUCAUAUUAGGAGUUUCCCCUCGGAAUGAGAGAUAAUAAGCUGGAAACUCGGAAACGCGUUUUUAAAGUUGUCUCAAGAGUCUCAUAAAAUCUCAUGUCUGCGUCGUAAGUUAUUAAAGAUUAAAGAUCAAAAAAUGGUUGUUUUGCAAUUAUCUAGGUUUCUAAAGCUCCAGUGAUGUUAAAAUAAUUGUAUUAUAUUUGAGACACAUUUUGUUCCAAACAUUUUUUCAGGCGCUCAAUCGUUUUUGAGAUAGAGGAUGGAGAGCUGUAUAUUUCUUAAAAUUUAAAUUAAAGUGAAGUGAAAAUUUACAAUUCUUUAAUCUUUAAAGAACAACAUUAAUUUUCUUCUUCUUUUUCGUAAGUCAUCAUCGUCGUCGUCUACUCAUCUUCAUUGUCCUGAAUCGUUGUUUCCGGUCCUUCUAGAAUUACCGGGUCAAAUGCACUCUCUUCCUUGGGGUCGCUUUGCAAUAAAACAGCAUUGAGGCAAGCUUGUCUAAUACACUAACCAUAAGCUAAAGUGCAUUGCAACUCUAUGUCUUCUACUAUGAUGACGGUAGUCCACUCAUGUAUGCAUUCUUCGAUAGUUGUUUCUAUGAAAUUCACAGUUGACCCUUGCAUUACAAUAUGUAUGGGUGCCCUCUGUCUCAAAAACGAUUCGACGCUUGAAAAAAUGUUUGCGAAAAAAAUUUGUCGCAAAUUUUAUGC
Molecule: messenger RNA, 4681 nt
Organism: Psylliodes chrysocephalus
Lineage: Eukaryota; Metazoa; Arthropoda; Insecta; Coleoptera; Chrysomelidae
Source: the annotation of a GenBank genome assembly